This is a messenger RNA of Penicillium canariense, 3915 nucleotides long. RefSeq names its product putative RNA binding effector protein Scp160. The record is from RefSeq and is a predicted model, not a curated record. Gene Ontology annotation, molecular function: RNA binding. Lineage: Eukaryota; Fungi; Ascomycota; Eurotiomycetes; Eurotiales; Aspergillaceae. Bases 1 to 3915 code for a protein of 1304 amino acids. The transcript has 4 exons.
AUGGCCGCUGAAUUAUCGACUGCUGCCAAUGGCGGCGCCUCUAAGUCCCUCGCCGCCAUGCUGGAGGAGCAACACGCCCGCGACGAGACCCACAAGCCCACGGUUGAGGAAGUUGUGGAUGAGGAGGACCUCAAGCACCCUCCUCCCUCGUCGACCGCGAACAGCCAACCCCUGGCUCCCAUUCUCGCCCCCGCCUCGGAAUCGUUGACCCCCGCCGAGACCGCGGCUCCGUCGCCCGUGUCAAAACCCGCCCCAAAGAAGGCCCCAGCCUUUGACGUACAAUCGGAGGAGCUGUUCCCGGCGCUCGGUAGCGGACCCAAGCCCGCUGCUCCUGCGGCGGCUACAUGGGGUGCUAAAAAGCCCUCUGCGGCGGCGAGUGUUGCCAAUGGCCGCCCGGCCCAGCCAAUGGAUGUCCCCCGGGUCAUGUCUCUCCCAGGAAAGCACAUGGAGCAGCUUCGGCUGGCCCCAUCCCAGAUGCAGCCGCGCGGGCAACUGAAGAAGCCCCUCCGAGAUAUCCUGCGCGACAUCUCUCGGAGAUCUAAGGCCACUGUUGAUAUGCGCGAUGGCCCUGGUGGCUCGAUCAUCUUCGAAGGAAAAGGUUCGGUGGAUGCAGUCCGCCAGGCGCUCAAGGAAGUUGCACAGCAGGUUGGGUCCAAGCAAUCUGUCCGCAUCCCCAUUCCUACCUCUGCGCGAGCCCACAUCAUUGGCCGUCAGGGUACUGUUGUUCAAGAUAUCCAAGCCCGCACCGGUGCCCGUGUGCACGUUCCCCGCACGAACGACAACUCGGCCCCCACCGAAGACGAUGACCAUGAUACCAUUGAUGUCUUGAUUGAGGGUGAUGCGGUGGCUGCGGAGAUGGCGCGACGGGAGAUCGAGGCGAUUGUCAAGGAGCGUGGCUCAAACAUGAGCUUGCGCUUGAAGACAAUCCCUCCGGAGUUCUUCCCCUUCAUUGCUGGUGCACACGAUGCGCAAUUGCGCGAAAUCGAGGAGCGUACCAAGGCGCAGGUUCAUGUGCCCCGCUACGACACCUGGUCCGGCCAGCCGCCUCCUCAGGAAGCCAACCCUGGCCAGGUGCAGUUUGUGCCCUGCGCCGACAAGCACAUUCUCAUCUCCGGAGAGCGGGCUGCGGCACAGGAUGCUCGUGCUGAGAUUGAACGCAUGGCCGCUGAUCUGCAGCGCAAGCUGGCUAUUCGCCAGCUGGCUAUCAACCGCGGCCAGCACCAAUUCAUCCUCGGAAACGAGGCUGAUGCUUUGCACCAGUUCCUUGCGCAGACUGGAUGUGGCAUCAUCCUGCCCCCUGCUUCCGACGAGAGCGAGUUCCUUACCAUCACUGGUCCCCUGGACCAGAUUGAGGCCGGUGUCAACCACGCGAUGGAUCUCGCUACUAGCAUGCAGAUGGCGAGCAUUGACCUGUCCCGACAGCACCCCAGUGCCCCCGCUGGUUCGAACGUGCACGCCCGCGCUCUGACCCAAUAUCUUCGCCGCCGCCAGAUCAUCAAGCAGCUUGAGUCGGCAUAUGAUGCCCGCAUUGCUCUACCCCCGAGCGUUGAUGGACCCGUCACCUGGGAGGUCUACUCCCGUGAUGGCAAGAACACUAUCCGUGCUCGUUCCGAUAUCAUGAACCUGGUCCAUGCCCACCCUCCGUCGCGCCUUCGUCACGUCUCCGUAGACCCGUACUUCCACCCGUACUUGCGCUCCCGGGGUGCCUCCAAGCUGCAGGGUGACUAUGGUGUCCACCUGAUGAUUCCCGACGAUGUCAACAGCCCCGAUGUCGUCCUUGUCUACGAGGGCCCGUCUGCUACUGCCUCCAACUUUGAGGUCCCCCGGCAGCGUCCCUCUCCCGCCGAGGUUGCCGCGUUUGAGCAAUCGCUGCAAGAGGCCCAGGAGUAUCUGCUAUCUACCCUUGGCAACCAGCAGGACAUCGUUGCAAAGUCUGUCUCCGUCCCUGCCAAGUACCUCGAGAAGACUCGUAAGUUUAUCCUUCGUGAGCAGGACGCCGUGGGCGAGGACAGCAUCCCUGUCCGCGCUCUUGUUGGUGACGCCAAGGGUGGGAAGUGUGAGGUCUCGCUCCGCGGCCCCUCGAGCUUGGUGGCGGACCUCGCUUCUAAGCUCGAUACCUUUGUCGUGGAGCAGGAGAAGGACGAUUUGGAGCGCGGAUACACCACUUCCUUCGACUUUCCCCAGAAGUACGCCAACUUCCUGAUCGGCAAGCGCGGCGAGAACAUCAAUAAGCUUCGCGAGGAGUUCGAUGUUGAUAUUAAGGUUGAGAAUGGCAAGGUUGAGGUUAAGGGGCCCAAGGCUAAGGCUGAUGCUGCCCGCAUGCGCAUCAUCAGCAUGGGCAAGAAACUGGAGGAUGAGAGUACUCAUAUUCUGAAGAUCCCUGCCCAAUACCACCGCGAGCUGAUUGGUCAGCGUGGCAACCAGGUCAACCGCCUCCAGGACCGGUACUCGGUUCGCGUGCAGUUCCCUCGUGCUGCUGUCUCUGCGGAUGACCAGUCCGUUACCGAGUCUAGCAGUGAUGCUGGUGCUACUCGGCCCGGUCGUCCCCAGCAGGCCGCCGAUGAGGUCCUGGUGAAGGGACCCAGCAAGGGUGCUGAUCAGGCUCGAGAUGAGAUUAUGAGUUUGCUCCAGUGGGUCAUUGACCACUCUCACGCUGCUACUAUCUCUGUUGCCCAGAGCCAGGUUGCAUCGCUCAUUGGUCAGCGUGGUCGUGAGAUGGAUAAGCUUCGCGCGGACACCGGUGCCCAGAUCGAUGUUCCCAGCGCGAACGAUGCCCCUGAUGCUUCGGGCCGUGUGCAGAUUCGGGUCAAGGGCACUAAGCAGCAGGUUGAUGAGGCUAAAAAGAUCUUGCAGCAGCGUGCCACUGAGUUUGAUGCGACGGUCACCAAGUCUAUCGACGUCGACAAGAAGUACCACAAGGCUCUUAUUGGUGGGGGCGGUGCCAACAUCCGCAAGAUCGUCGUUGACGCUGGAGGUCCAAACGACGGCAGUGCCGCUCGCAUGGUCCGUUUCCCCCGUCCCGACAGCACCGAGUCUACCAUUCGCCUUGAGGGCAACGGCAAGAUCGUGGACAACAUCAUCGCUGCCAUCGAGGAAUUCGUCAAGGAGCGCGAGGACCAAGUGUCCGAGACCCUGGAUGUCCCCACCGCUCAGCAUCGUAUGCUGAUCGGUCGUGGUGGUGAGACACGCCGUGGCAUCGAGUCCAAGUUCAACGUCACCCUGGAUAUCCCCAAGCAGGGGUCCGGCCGCACCGACAUCAAGCUCAAGGGCCCCAGCACCGCCGUUGCCGAGGCGAAGGAGCACGUCAAGGGCAUGCUGAAGGAGCAACACGCUGAGACCGUCGAGAUUCCACGCAACCUGCACCAUGCCGUGGCCGACAACGGCGCUUUCUUCCGCCGCCUGCGCAACGAUCACCAGGUUACCGUCGACCACGCCGGUCAGUCCGUCCCCGCCAACCCUGCCACUGAAGAGACCCGCAGCGGCGCCAAUGGCGCAUCCCUACCCCUGAUCACCGAUGACCCCAGUGCCGCCACCGACGCCCACUCCUGGAAGGUCGUUGACACCGGCGCCACUGCUGAUGCCGAUACCACCCCCUUCCCGUGGGUUCUCACGGGCUCGCCCGAGAACGUCGCCAAGGCCCGUGCGGCCAUUGAAAAGGCCAUCAGCUCGGCCACUCAGCAGUCUGCUACCGGCUACCUGAUCCUGCCGGACCCGAAGACAUACCGCUUUGUUGUCGGCCAGGGUGGUAGCCAGAUCAACACGAUCCGCAAGAAGACCGGCUGCCGCAUCAACGUGCCCAAGAACCAGGCGCAAGGCGAGGCUAUCGAGAUCCGCGGCAGCGCCGCCGGCCUGGAGGAGGCCCGGGACAUGAUCCUGGAAGCUGUUCAGAACGGGCUCAACGGAUCUGCUCGGUGA